AUGGAGAUGCACAUGAGAACAACAGUCUCAGGGUCUACCUCCCAGGAGGAGAACAACGAGCUGAUGGCGCUGAGCCUCAACCCACUCGACGAAAAAAGAGAGGCCGCUCGGCUAAGAAACUGGUUCUACCAGCAAGACGUCGCCAGGACCCGCGACAAAAGCACCUGGAACGCCAAGCACGGCCAAGAGGCAGCCAGGCCAAAACGCCUGCUCCUAGGUACGGACGAAAUAAGUUUCACGGCCAAGGAGCAGGAGAAAGUUCUCACCCCACAUCACGACGCCCUGGUCAUAUCGCUAACUGUAGCGAACUGCCUGGUGAAAAGGAUACUGGUGGAUAACGGAAGCGCCGGUAUCACUGAAGGGAUCAAUAUGUCAACCAAGUUCCUUGUCAAUGACCGUGAUUCAUCCUACAAUAUGAUCCUAGGACGGCCCUGGAUUCACGGCAUGGGGGCCGUCCCUUUGACUCUUCACCAGAUGGUGAAAUUUCGUACACCCUGGGGCCUAAAGGUGAUCAGAGGAGAUCAAGAGUAUUCCCGCUCCUGCUACCAGACUACUCUGAAGGGAAAGACCAAGGUCAUAUAA
This is a messenger RNA of Brassica oleracea var. oleracea, 582 nucleotides long. RefSeq lists its product as uncharacterized. The transcript is spliced from 2 exons. Bases 1 to 582 code for a protein of 193 amino acids. The record is from RefSeq and is a predicted model, not a curated record. Lineage: Eukaryota; Viridiplantae; Streptophyta; Magnoliopsida; Brassicales; Brassicaceae.